Molecule: messenger RNA, 585 nt
Organism: Penicillium lagena
Lineage: Eukaryota; Fungi; Ascomycota; Eurotiomycetes; Eurotiales; Aspergillaceae
Exons: 2
Coding region: 1-585 (194 amino acids)
Source: RefSeq, a predicted model, not a curated record
AUGCGGCAUUUUCCCAUUCGCCGACGAUCCGUCCACUACGUCAGUUUCGGCCAAAACCCAGACUACUACGCUGAGUGGUGUAAUGGAAAGUUCCACUGUAAAGCGACACAAGCUAUCAAAGUUCUCGUCCACCAGUGCCGCCAGGAGGGUGACAUAGACCAGCUUGCUCUUGGGAUGGAAAACACGUGCGUGGUGGUCAAAGGCAGCGAGCUGGGAAAAUCGAAAGCCAAGUGGUAUCUUGGCGAGCAUUAUGAGACACUGGAUCGGGUGCUCGAGAAAAACCAUCGCGGUAUUGUUGUAAGGUAUCCUUCAUCCUCACCAUUGCUGGGCAAUUUUAACUCAGGUGGGCGGUCUCUAGGCGAUUUCCUCAAUCUGAAGGCUUGGGAUGAGUACAUCAUGAUAAGAGAGAGCUCUACACUGGGGUGGUCUUGCGAAGCUUCCAGAAGCUGGGCAGCCUAUCAGAUGACAAGAUUCGUGCACUGGAAGCAUGGAGAACGCAGCAUGGGAUCGCUUAAGGAUGGCAGCGGGGUCACAUUGCUCUUCACUUUGCAGAGCAAGUUUGACUGCUCGAGCGGCAUGGGGUAA